AUGUCUAGCACAUUUCAUUUCGCCAAUCUAACUUGUCUCCCUCUCAAAUCUUCCUUCUCUCGCCAAUUUCCCUGUUUCCCGUCCCAUCGACAAGCUCUUCUGGCGUCCACCGCCACCGUCUCCUUCAAUGGCUACGGCAGCAGAAGACACCGACCCCUCACGGUCCGUGCCAUGUCUGCUCCAUCAUCUCCUUCUUCCUUCGGGGCCAGGCUCGAAGAGACGGUGAAAAAGACUGUGGCCGAGAACCCUGUUGUUGUUUAUUCCAAGACUUGGUGCUCGUACUCCUCUGAGGUGAAGGCGUUGUUCAAGAAGUUUGGAGUGGAACCCUUGGUUAUCGAAUUGGAUGAAUUAGGUGCCCAAGGACCACAAUUGCAGAAGAUUCUGGAAAGGCUUACUGGCCAACACACUGUUCCAAAUGUGUUUAUUGGAGGCAAACACAUUGGUGGUUGCACAGAUACUGUGAAGCUUCAUAGGAAAGGUGAACUUGAGUCUUUGGUCGAAACAGCCACCAAGAAAGGCAGCCAGAGUUAG
Messenger RNA from Linum trigynum, 531 nucleotides. NCBI's taxonomy places the organism in Eukaryota, Viridiplantae, Streptophyta, Magnoliopsida, Malpighiales, Linaceae. The record is from the annotation of a GenBank genome assembly.